GCCACGCCUCAGAGCACCCCAAACCAGUCAUCAUGAAGGUCCCUGUCCUUUCCAUCAUCAUUCUGCUCUCUCUCCUGGCUGUCCAAGCUGCCCAGGGGGCUGCCCUAGGAGACUCUCAGGGAGGGACCACUGCGGCUAAUUAUGCAGAGAGAUCUGAGAACUCGGAUACCCAGUUCCUGAAUGUGGACAGAUGGCGUUCUGCCUUCCAGUCCAGGGAGUUUCUAAACUGGCAUGCCCUCUUUGAGGCUAUUAAAGAAAAACUCCCUUUCCUCAACUGGGAUGUGCUCCCCAAGCUGAAGGGAAUGAGGAGUAUAGUUCCUGAUGCACAGUGACGCCCCACGCUGACACCUUCAUAAUGAAGCCGUGAUUUUCAACACCUAAACUACCCUGGAGAACUGAGGGGACUGAUUUGAGAUCUGCUUCAUGCCAGACAUCUCCCCCUGCCCUUAUAGUUCAAAUAAAGAUAAUUCCACCUGUGAAA
Molecule: messenger RNA, 481 nt
Organism: Vombatus ursinus (common wombat)
Lineage: Eukaryota; Metazoa; Chordata; Mammalia; Diprotodontia; Vombatidae
Gene: KRTDAP
Product: keratinocyte differentiation associated protein
Exons: 6
Coding region: 33-332 (99 amino acids)
Cellular component (GO): extracellular region
Source: RefSeq, a predicted model, not a curated record